Messenger RNA from Pieris brassicae (large cabbage white), 4279 nucleotides. RefSeq lists its product as uncharacterized. The record is from RefSeq and is a predicted model, not a curated record. Bases 350 to 2482 code for a protein of 710 amino acids. NCBI's taxonomy places the organism in Eukaryota, Metazoa, Arthropoda, Insecta, Lepidoptera, Pieridae. The transcript is spliced from 3 exons. Gene Ontology annotation, molecular function: metal ion binding; protein phosphatase regulator activity. Gene Ontology annotation, cellular component: endoplasmic reticulum; protein phosphatase type 1 complex. Gene Ontology annotation, biological process: response to endoplasmic reticulum stress.
UUGAUAAAUACAAAUUAUUUUAACAAAAUGGCUGAACUAUAAAGACGUGUUUCGAUUUUUGUAUCAAAAUGGAGCUAUUUAGCGAGUGUUAUUAUCAAACAAACGAAUUUUCAAGUUGUUCUGACGUAAGAAACAUUUCUUGUGGUGAGACAGUGUAUAGUACAGAGAGACUUAAGAUCUACGAUUCAGGACCUUGUGAGGCCCAGGAAGUGUCUAUUAUCGGUUUGAAGUGUUAUAGACUUAUUCACAAGCCUUUUUCAGACUUUUCAUCUUUGUGCAAUAACAAAGACAUGCCUGUGUGAGUGUAAAAUGACUUAGCAUCCUCUAUAAACUUUAAAAUCCGUUAAAAAUGAAUAAUGUACAUGUUUGUCGUACGCGUAAUCGCAACGAACCAAAAAUGUUCUCGCCAGUAAACUUUUCCUUAACCAAUUAUUCCACGGACGCCCAAUCGAAAGCAAUGAAAAACCCUUUGGGAGAUACACUAUUAUUUAACAACAUUAAUAAUUUGCACUUAAUUCCGGACCCGUUGAAAAAGAAUUUGGCUGAUUCAGUGAUAACAGGGACAAUGGAACAAAGAAAAGAGCGUGAUAAGUUUGAAACACCCCCACCAACGUCAGAGUCAGGAGCGUUAGGUUCUUUAGGUGGCAUUACCAACUUUUUUUCUGGUGUGUUUAAUGUCAUGACUGCUAUAUUUCAAAAAAGAGCUAGUUCACCCACCACCCAAUAUUAUGAUUGUUUCGAUGCUGUUGAUGACGGACAAAUGACACCGUCUCUAGCUUGGCAUCCAGCCAAGUUUGAGGUUCAAAAUAAGAAUUCAACUCCUAAUUCCAAUGAUAUGGAUAAUAUGACUGUAAUCACUAAUUGCAAGGAUAAAUUAAGCAAAGUACACUUAGUCCUCAAUGGAAACAUUCAAAAGUGUCCUGCAACAAUGUAUGUUGAACCUAAAUCUUUAGAAGACUCAUUUGAAGAUGCAUUUUGCCCAGAAAACAUUGUUCAGUUAGCAAAUGACACCUUAAUUGAAUGUUAUACUGCAUAUAAUCAACAUCAGCAAGAAUUACUUGAAGUAGAAGCCCCAGUUAUGAAGACUGAGUUUUGUAAUGAAACUAUGGAUAUUGCUAAGAUUUUACCUGAAACUGAUAAUAAAAAAUCAGAUAUGGAUACAACUGAAAAAGAUUUAAAUACAGUUAAUUGCAAUUCAACAGAUAGACAAAUUGUAUCCACUUGUGAGGAUAAGUUAAAUAAAUUAAAAGAACUCUUGCAAUGUAAACUUAAACAAAAUGUAAAUUCAGUUCAAGAAACAACAGCUAUACCCAUUAAGGGAGUAAUAUCAUCUUCAUUUGCCAAUGAAAUUGAUGCACCUCGAGAAACAAAAAAUAGUUUUGAUGAGGUAAAUGGUAGAUUUUACUCUUCAUCUGUAGACAGUGAUGAUUCGUUUCAAAUUGUAUUCACAGAUCGGAAAAGAAUACCAUCUGAUUGUGAGUCGGAAGAUUCCUUUAUUGUGUUUGAUGAGUCACCAGAUUGUUACACAAAUAUUGAUGUGUUUGGUUCAGAUUCGGAAUCUGAAACAGAAGAUUCGGGUUAUGUUAUGACAUGCCUAAAUCAUUCGCUAUCAAGGACUUUUGGAGAUUUAACAGAUGAUAGCUUGUUUGGAGCUGAUGUUGUUGACUGUGCUGUACAGACGGGUCAUGCAGUUGAACCAGAGAAAAUAAAUAUGUCAGAUACCACACAAAGCAAAAUACUAACAGAGGACAAGAAUCAAAAGCCAUUAAAAAAGGUCCGCUUCUCUACCGACCCACCUAAGGUCCAUGUAAUGAGGGUGUGGGCUUUUGCAGCUCGACAAGCGAGAGCUGGCCACUGGGAAAGGCACGCCUUGGACCGGGAUCGAUUUAGACGAAGGAUCGCGGACGUAGAAAUGGGUAUAUCCUGGGUUCUGAAGCCGCAACACCGAACUCGUGUGAUGUUCCAACGCUUUAUGCCUUGGUGGAAUGCUGAAAAGCGACGAGAAUUAGAGGAAGGGAAAGCUCUUGAAAGCAAAAAAGAAUAUUUAGAAAAGGAGGCAGAAAAUAAUAACGAAAACGUAGCAAUCACAGAUUUUGGUUUAAAUGAGAACGAAAAUGCAGGUGAUAUAAAAGAUAAUACUUCAUUAAAUGAAAAUACAGAUUGUGGUGACAAUAUAUCAUUAAACAAUAUGAGUGAUAAUAGACUACAGAAUGAACAUACAAUCAAUAGUUUAGAUUGCAAAGGUUGUGAUCCACAAGUCGAAAAUAUUGGAAAGAGCAAGAUGGAGAUGUUAAAACCUAUAAAUGAAUCAGCCAUUAAUAGAGUAAAAUGUCUUCAAGAUGGACAGAAAUGUACAGAUAAAGAAGAUGAGUCCAUACAUAUAAAUGGAUUUAUUAAAGAAAACGAAUUUCAAAAAAGGGUAGUUAAUGUUACAGAAAAUAUAGAUAAUGGCCUUGAUUCUGAUAAUAAGGUGGACACAUGACAAAGGGGUAAAUUUGCUAAAGUUUUUGUUAGUGGAUAGUUGUAAAUAAAAGAAUCCAUACUUGUAAUUACUCAGAAAAAAAACAUGCUAAUCAUUAAACAAAAAUUAUAGUUAAUUAAAAUACAGGAAACUGAUACCAAAUUCAAAACUGUCAUGCCUCGUUGGAAUAAUUUUGAAAGGUUUUUAGUCCAUUAGAUUGAUUGUAAGAUUGGUAUCAGUGUUAGUGUAUGGGGCGUGGCUUGCUAUGACACGCCUUUGGCGCUGAUAUUGGUGCUAAUAUUAAUAAAGAAGCAGUAAAUAUACAGCUCUAUGUAUAAAAAGUAUCAAAAAGAAAUUCUAUCGGUUGCUCAAAAUAAACAGUAUUAGAAGUGGCCUUAAAUGAUUAUGUUAUUAAUUUGAUAAUAGAUAUGGGGAAUUUUGAACCUCUUACUUGUUUUUAAAGUCAGUCAGGGUGUGUCUAUUGUCAUAUACUCUGAGAUUACUUAACAUAUGGAUUCUUUUAUUUAUCAACAGUAAUGUAGAUAUUAUUUUGCAUAAAACAUACUGAAAAUAUAUUAAAUAAAUGUCAGAUAUGCAUUCCUAUAAGAAAAUUUAUUGGUUAAAACGUAAUUAUAUACUAUGAAGGGAUGAAGGGAUUUUGUUAGUAAAAUAGGGAUGCUAAGUGCCUCAAUCUAGUUAUCUAGAUAGCACAAAUGAAAAAUGUAAUAUAUGUUAAAUAAAAUCUAUAUAAUUAAUAUAUACUAUCUAUAAGUAAUCGCCAAAUUUGUUAUCUGUCAAAGAGUAAUUCAAAAACCAAAAGGUAGAUAUUAUUCGAACUUUUGUGAACAUAUAUUUAUUGGGAAAGCUGUCUUUCUACAGAAACAUAUAAUGUUUAAAAUGUAUAUUUAAAUACUUGUACAUUAUCGUGCUGUGCAUUUGGCGAUAACUGUAAAAAUAUUGAUAUUAUUUAGUUUAGUAGUAAACAUCACAAAAUCCACAAGAGUAUAAAAUUUCACAAUAUGGAGAUUUCCGUAUGAACGCCAUCUGGUGUCGUUGGAAUGUUAAGAUUCACAGUCGAGAUUUAUCUGAUGUUCAAAACGCGACGAACUAUGACUCCUGAGUCCUAAGACUUGAUUCGGUUUCAUUCGCAAAGCCUUCAAUUUGUCCUACCCUAAGAUAGAUAUCUCGAUGCGAGUUUAUUUUGCUUAUAAAAUAACGUGGGGUUUUUAAAAUAUCUCAGUUAAGCUGUGUUCCAUUAUCCAUGUUCAGGGCUGUAUCAUAUGUAUAUAAAACUAAAAAUAUAUGGUAUAUAUUUUACAACUAGUAUAUUUUUCCAAAAAGGAAUUUGAAGUUUUGAAUUGGUGUGGAAAUGAAAGAAGCUCAUCUCCCGCGAUUUUACAACUUUCCCCUUUUUGCAAAAACACGAUGCAUCUACGACCCUGACUAAUAAACUAGGCAAGAAUUUCAUUUUCACCUUGUAUAACCAUUUCCAGACUAAUAAACUAGGCAAGAAUUUCAUUUUCACCUUGUAUAACCAUUUCCAGACUAAUAAACUAGGCAAGAAUUUCAUUUUCACCUUGUAUAACCAUUUCCAGACGAUCACCUUGCCGAAAUAUAAUUGCUCAUCUCACUAGCUUAUAUUGUGUUUUGUGUAUUCAUUAUUUAUUAUUGCAUUUAACGAAACCAAGGUAGACAUCUCAAAUCACACAAACAUCGCCAUCUCUCAAGUACUUAAAUAUGCGAGAAUCAUUGUGGGUAUUCAUGUAAGGCAAAAGUAUAUUUUAAAACGAAAUAUAAAUUGUUGUGGUAUUUUUGUUA